Messenger RNA from Ilex paraguariensis (yerba mate), 645 nucleotides. The record is from the annotation of a GenBank genome assembly. NCBI's taxonomy places the organism in Eukaryota, Viridiplantae, Streptophyta, Magnoliopsida, Aquifoliales, Aquifoliaceae.
AUGCAGGCGUACCCAGGCCUAAAUUUUGUGUUUGAUCCCCCUUCAGAUAAGGAGAAGGAGGCGCCAAGAGUUGAGAAUGAAGCAAAGGUCUUGGUUUCCCUUGUUUUUGAGCUCGUUCCUAUGGGUGCUGAGGUACCACCUUCAUCAGCCGAGGUCCCGGCCUCUGUAGGUACUGGGGUGUCUGUUCCACCAAUUAAAGUCCCUUCUCCUACAGCUUCUUCUAUUCCAGCCAUUGUUUCCAACCUCCCCGAUCUUCCUAAGUUGCCUGGAGCUCCUACUACUCCUUCGUCUGCUGCUAUUUCUGAGGUUCUCGAUCUUCCAGGGCCCCCUAAAAUUUCUACUGAUUUUCCUCCAUCUGUUGCCUCAGAGCUUCUCGAGCUGCCUGGAGUGAUUCUAGAUCUAAUUGCCGGCUCUUUUUUUGGUGAGAUUGAUUUUACAACCACGGAGAUAAAUCUUGCUUUUGAGAAUUCGAACCUCAAGGACCAGCUUUCUGAAAUGAAGAGGGAAUGGAACGAGCUGAAGGUAGAGAAUGCUUGGCUGCGGUCUACAAAUGCUCAACAUGAGGAGGAAGUAUCAGAGAGAGGGGGUCUGGGGUUGCUUAGGAUGCCUUUUUUUUUUGUUUUAUCUGGCAAAACUAAUGAAUAA